GGAAGGAAGGGGCGUGGCCGGCGUUGUGCCGGGACCGGGAUGAUGGGCGCGAGGGUGAGCCGCGUGCUCGGCCAGUUCAACCUGGAGAGCCGCGCGCACCGCGAGAUCGGGAAGGCCAAGCCCGCGCCCGCCCCCAGGCACCCCCUCCCCGCCGCCGCCGCCAAGCAGCAGCCAAGCUCGAUUGAAUUCCAGGAAGAGGUUACAAAAAAAGAUCAACACCUUCAUACUCUAUUAAAAGACGUUUACGUGGAUUCCAGGGAUCCCCCUAAACAGGUGAACAAAGGAGGACGUUUGAAGCCUGAGGAACGCAGAGUUACGAACAUAGGCAAUUUAAGCCAGUUGGAUGUUCAGACUGUUCCAAAAGGCAAAAUCUCAGUAGUUGAAGCCUUGACACUUCUUACUAAUCACCACCGCUCUCCACAGACCUGGACUGCAGAGAAAAUAUCGAUGGAAUAUUGUUUGGAGCUGAAGGAUGUGACUGCUCUCUUAACCUUCUUCAUGCCUUUCGCUGUGGAGAUUUUUCCUCAUAAAGACAAAAAGGCCCUGGAAUCUAGAUAAAGAAAAGUCUCCCAAAUUGUGUAGUGAACUGUUCCUAAUGUCUUGUGUACACAACAUGUACUGAUUCUCCCAGUUGCCAUCAGAUGUGCCUGCAUUGAAUGGUAUUUAUGUUGUCUUUCUCAUGCAUCCCGGGCAUACCAUUUGUCCUGCAUUUAUGUUGAGGCCUAACUCCCAUUCCUCUCAACCAGGGUAAACAAAUGGAUGGGGGAUAGAGGUAAUUUUUCCUCCCGAGAUCGUCUUGCAGCUCCACACAACACUCAUAAGUCCCAGUAUCCCACUCAUGCUCAUGUGUUUACUUCCUGUAGUCACUUUGAGAAGAUCUGUAGAGAUAAACAUAAGUAUUUGGAGCUGCUGGGAUUCUGGUAUGUUUGUGAGGAUGAAGUGGAAGUGUUUUUAUAUGUUUUCAAGAGCAGGAGGGGGUUCUAUGUGGUUUUGCUGCAAAAGCACCCUAAACUAUACCAGGUACCACACCAUGUAGGGACUUCAGGGUCACAAAAGGGAUUAUGUCCUCAGAUUUCUUUGUGCCCACCCCUCUUCUAUAUAAUAGUUCAGCACAUUCAAAAGGAGAACAAACUGUCUUGGGUUUUUCUAACAUUGCCUGGAAAACAAUCUACUCGGAAGACAUUGUCAAAUGACUCCAAAAAUUGAUUGUAUCUUGCCUUCGUCAUCUCUGCCUUGGGUUCUGCAGAAGCUAUUGCUAUAAUAAUCUUCUGUAAAUAGCUUUAAUUAAAGCAAACAGAAUUGCACUGUGUUUUUCAUCAGAAA
Molecule: messenger RNA, 1323 nt
Organism: Anolis sagrei ordinatus
Lineage: Eukaryota; Metazoa; Chordata; Lepidosauria; Squamata; Anolidae
Gene: NDUFAF4
Product: NADH:ubiquinone oxidoreductase complex assembly factor 4
Biological process (GO): mitochondrial respiratory chain complex I assembly
Cellular component (GO): mitochondrion
Source: RefSeq, a predicted model, not a curated record